CUAGCUAGAUAGCUUGAACUUGAAGGUAAAGCUGCGCUAAGCUGAGCAGAUCGGGGCAAAGCAGCCUGAGCAGGACUCCAUUGGCAGGCUUCUUGCCGCCUCUACGCCUUUGAGCUAGGGUCGUUGCAUGCAGCAUCGUGUCUUCUUCACUUCCGACGGGAGUUCAAUAGCAUCGGCGCCGCAAUCAAAGUUGCCUCCUUGUCUUUCAGGUCACACAGAUUGAGCUUCUUUUGGACCCAUUGUGAGGCAGAGUUGCAUUAUCAUAUAGGUAGUAGCAGCCGUGUGAUUCCAAAUGGCUGGCACCACUGAUGAUACCUCGAAUGUGGCACGGUCAGGACGUUCUCUCACAUCACCGGCACAGCGGGCGUCUCGAGUGCAGAGACCGGUGCAAGCUGAAGCGGUUCCACCCGCCAAGACUUCGACGGCAGAAGCUAAGAAUGUCCCCAAGAAGUUCGACGAUACCGAAGGUCUAAAGGUUAUCGGAGUUCUGGUAGGGAUUACGGGCCUCAUUAUCACAAUUGCCGCUUGUAUAAGCUAUUCCUUGCAUUGGGACAGCAAUGAAGUUGAGGCGGCCUCGCUUGACAAGGCAACUGCGCUCCGCAAGAUGCUGGAGUGGAUGGACAAGGGCGGGGCAUACGGAGCGCUGCCCCCGUCUGCAAAGGUGGAGGUUAGAGACGACCUGGGGGCAUGCAAGUGCAUCCGCGGUGUCGUAGCCAUUGCCGACAUCAAAGCUGAAGAGAUCAUUGCAGAGAUUCCGUUCAAUCAGACGCUCUUCACCGUUGAGGGCCAGCCCCAGCCCGCGUGUACGUCCGAUGCGCAAUGGCCGGUCCGGCUGGCGUCCGCACUCCUGCGGGAGAAGGCCAAGGGUCCCGCCUCGCCCUUCUACUACUACAUCCAAUCGCUGCCCGACGAGGUCCUCGCAGCGGUCUCGCUGGACGACGAAGACCUGAAAAGGGUCAAGUACGAGAUUGGACGUACGAAGCUGGCGGCACAGCGUCCGUGGAUGCAGACUCUUCACCGCCGCUGCUCGAGAGAGGCUCCUGACCUUAUUGCGCAUGCCAGCUGGCACGAGUUCCGGUGGGCGGUGGCUGUGGUGCUCAGCCGGUCGUUCGCGCUCAAGGGAGUGCGCCUCGAGUCUGCAGAAGGAGCGACGUCAGCAGAUCGGCGGGGUGACGGCAGCGGGCUGGUGCCGCUGAUGGACCUUCUCAACCACAACGCUUGGUUCAACGCGUUUUGGGAGACCGCCCCUGACGGCCGCUCAACCCAGCUAAAAGCAGCCCGGCACAUCUCCAAGGGCGAGGAAGUCUGCGACUCGUAUGGCAGGAGAGGCAACGACGACCUGCUCAUAAGCUAUGGCUUCGUGAUCCGCGACAACCCCUCCGAAUAUAUGGCGCUCUUUGACACCGUGGACGCUGCGAUCGGCUGGCUCUUUGAGCAGUUUCCGUGUAGAAACAUUCAAAAAGAUGGUUCGAUUGGAGAUGUGGUGUCAAGACAAGCCGACUGCCGGGAGCAGGUCAUGGAAGCGGUGUGGAAGGGUCUUGAGGACGUAAAAUUGCACGAGAUUAUUGAGGGUAUGAAGGCGGACCAGUCGGGAUUUUACACUCUCGACAUCGAAAGGAUGGGGCUGUUUCAGGAUGGGGAUGCAGAUACUCGGUUGAUUGCCGCCUUCAAUAUUGCGUUCUCGCAUCCAUGCUUUUUGUGCGAAAGCCUACCAGCGGUUGCUUCGGCAAAGAGGCAGAUCACGGCUAAUUUUGUAGAAGCGCUUGAACAUGCCAAGACGCGCGUUGGGAUCCUUUCGGGGGUUGUUGAGGCAAAAGGAAGUCUAGAGAGUGACACGGUCGAAGGAAGAACCGACCUUGCGAUCAAGCUCCGAGUCCUUGAGUUCUUGGAGCCGUUUGGAAUCGACGUUGAUGUUGACGGUGUCGCGUUUGGGCGGCAGCUAACUCACCAAAACUGGACUGGAUUCAAUGACAGGGAGCGGGUGCUCGAGGAGUACAACGAGAGCAAGUUGACAGUCUUGUUAGCAUCAUUUUACAAGACCUUUAGGUUGACUUGAUUAUAUGUCUGCUGAAGCACGCUGUAUUGAUUGCUGAUAAAUUAUGGCCCGCUAUGUCCAGGCUCGCAGCUUCCCAUCG
This is a messenger RNA of Klebsormidium nitens, 2135 nucleotides long. The record is from the annotation of a GenBank genome assembly. NCBI's taxonomy places the organism in Eukaryota, Viridiplantae, Streptophyta, Klebsormidiophyceae, Klebsormidiales, Klebsormidiaceae.